Messenger RNA from Neohortaea acidophila, 408 nucleotides. RefSeq lists its product as uncharacterized. Gene Ontology annotation, molecular function: protein binding; histone H3K37 methyltransferase activity. The annotation marks the transcript as partial. The transcript has a single exon. Lineage: Eukaryota; Fungi; Ascomycota; Dothideomycetes; Mycosphaerellales; Teratosphaeriaceae. The record is from RefSeq and is a predicted model, not a curated record.
AACAAUAUCCCCCUACACCAAUCUCCGUUCCUGCAUCUCCGAGCAGGGACCGCCAAAGGACGCGGCAUCUUUGCCAGCCGCAAGAUACCUUCGGGAACGGUCAUAGACACAAGCCCCGUCCUGGUCUUGGACCCCAAGGAGAAUGCAGCGUACAUCGAGAAGACGGUCCUUUACCACUACACCUACAACUGGCCGCUCCCGGACAGGUUGAGCCAGAAGAUGCUCAAAACGCAGGCCGUCGUGCUCGGCUUAGGGUCGAUGUUCAAUCAUUCAACUCGCCGGCAAAACAUUGGCUGGACACGAGAUCUGGAGAACGAGGUGAUCAUUUAUCGUGCGUUGCGCGACAUUGACCAGGGGGAGGAACUGUGCAUUUCAUAUGGAAGCCGUUUGACGUUCGUCGAUGCCGAC